CCCACAGCCAAGGCAGGCAGGCAGGCAGGGGCAGUGAGGCAGAGCUGGGGAAAACUCCGAGUUUCUGUCCCGUCUCUCCACAUCCAGCCACAAACCAUGUUGCUGCCCAGACAGCUCCCUUUGCUCCUCUAUGUGGGUCUUGUGAGCGGGUUUUACCCCAACCACGAAUCGGGGGGCAUUGCUUCAAGUGAUUUCACAGAUGCCGACAUCACAGAAAAGGGGGUGUUGCAGGCUGUCGCCUGGUUCAUGGAGAAGAACCCUUUGCCUGGAAGACGUCUCAUGAAUCCAGGAGAACUCAAGGACAAGAACCCAGUGGAACUAUUUAAGGCCCACUUUGAAGCUGACGUCUCUCCCCGUCGAUUCCAAGAAGCUCUGAAGACAAUUAUUGAUGGGAAUAAUCAAAUAGAAGCUGCUCACAUAGAGGACAGCAGUUACUUCUUCCACUGUGAAGAGAUUAACAAAAGUAUCCGUCAAUUUCGAAUUCUGAGGGAUACAAUGUUUGCUAAUCUGAAAGAACCAGUGAGUUCAGCAGCUCUGGACUUAGCUCGGCUUAGUGCUGGGAAAGCCCUCCAUAUCCUCCAGAAAUUCUACAGCAACACCAACUGGAUUGAAAUGCGGAACACGGAUCCAUAUGAAUAUCUGUUGAAUGAAGAUGCUGACAUGGAGCCUGUCACCCCUUCUUCCAAGCCAACUUGUAGAGACUGUACUAAAGAACCAAGCGGCCAGUACUCGUGCAUGGAUAACAUACUAGUUAAUAACAUGCUCACAAGCGGGUACAAAUUAUCGGCAACCUGCAAGGAAAAAAUUCAAGGCAAAUGUGGACAUGGCGGGAAAAACGACGUGACCCAAGAUAUCUACCCCGCUGGAGGAAUCAAUAAAGAGACGUCUGACCCCCUGCUCUCCCCUCAUUUCUAUUUGCACAAGGAAGCAGCUCAAGUGGCCAUAGAAGCCACAAAGAAUUUUUUUGUAAGAGACGAUGCUAGUCUUCUGAGUCAGACGAAUCAAAAGAUUUUCGAGAAAUUUUUCAACUUGGAAGGCUACUCCCUUACCUUCGUGAUCGACACCACUAGCAGCAUGGCUGAGGAUAUUGCCCAAGUCAAAGUCGACUGCCUCAAAAUCCUCCGGAAUUAUUCCACCUCUCCAGAUGCCCCCCACAACUACAUUCUUGUGCCUUUCAACGACCCAGAUGUUGGUCCAGUCCAUAAGACUCAGAAGGUGGACGUGUUUGAGUCCUAUAUCAGUUCCCUGUCUGUUAAUGGAGGUGGGGAUUGCCCAGAAAUGUCACUGAGUGGUUUGAAGUUGGCUUUGGAAGAGAGCUUACCAAGAUCCCAAAUCUACAGCUUUACUGAUGCUGGAGCCAAAGAUGAAUUCCUGAAGGACGACAUCAAACGUCUGUGUGAAACCACCGGGUCCACAACACACUUCAUUCUCACAGACUAUUGUGCUCCAACAACACGCCGAGGACUUGCUAAGAGGAAUGCUGGAGCUUCUAGAAGACAUUAUGACAACAUUUAUGAAGAAUUAGCAUCCUUUUCUGAUGGCUACUAUGUGCAGACUACCAGAAACAGGCUUUCUGAGGUCCUUGGCAUAGUAGAGAUGUCCAUGAAUGCUGCCCUGGUUAAAAUAGCCCAUGAUUAUGUGGAUGGGUCUGAGUUCUCCUUCCCGGUGGAUGAAUCUCUCUCUGAAAUAUCGAUCUCAAUCAAGAGCAGGAAUUUGCUUGCAUGGUCCAUUUUCAGCUUUAAUAUCUUUCAGCCUUCAGGUGACCCACUGCCAAAACCUCAUAUGAUAAUUGACACAAACAAUCACAAGGUCGUGAAGGUAUCUCCUGUCCCUCAGCAAGGUCGGUGGACUCUGUCGAUGACUCCCAGUGGUUCUUAUGAGGUAGAGAUUAGAGGCAAGAGUUUGCUUGACUUUACUUACCAGCUAAUGCAGAAGCAGGAUGACUACAUGCUUCCAAUCCAAGGACGACCUGUGGAAGGAUCAAACUAUACCAUCUCCAUGAAGAUACUGGGACCAGACAAAGGAGCCCAGGUCCAGAGUCUGGUCAUUUCUGAUGGACUAGGAGGUCCUAUUCACUCCAUCCUUUUAAACCAAACAUCCGAUGCCCUUGGCAAUAUCUUGGUCUUUGCCCCUGUUCAUCUGGAUACACCGUCUCCAAUGCUGAAAGUACAAGGCCUGUCUCCCAGCGACCUGCCCUUCUCACGUCUCAACAUCGAUCCCAUCCAUGUGGAGUCAGUGCAGAUUCUGCCCCUGGCAAACCAAAACAGUACACUGUUGCCCGGUGGGAGCCUAGAGGUCUCCGUCCAGGUGGUGAAUUAUGGAUCAGCUGCAACAUUCACUUUUGAAGUCUGGGAUGUCCUGGGCUUCACACAGAGCUUUAGACCAAAAAAGCGUUUUCUGGCAAAAGGAGGGAGCACCAAUCUCAUUGCAACCUUUGUGGCACCUGUCAAGAGCACCAGCUUUGCCUCAAGCCUGGUAAUAUUUACAGCUAAAAGCAGCUCAAGUCAAAACUACCGGACGCUGCCCAUCACUGUCAUUCCCAAAACAGCCUUGGAAACUGAAAAGAACCCACCAGUCUAUCAGCCUCUCAAAUUCUCUAUGCCUUGUGGAGCUGACAGCCAGCACAGACCCAACUGCUUUCAGCUCGUCUGGCGCUUGAGGUUUUCUGCUGAGGAUGCGGAAGCUGCUGUUACUGUCCAGAUCAACCCAAAUCCCGGUGGUUUAUCUUGCCAGCCAGCAGAGGCGGAUAACAAGAAGAAGCUCAUCUGUGACUAUAAGUCAAACUGCUGUUCUCCUUUAGCAGAGCUCCUGAUCACUGAUGGGAACGGAAACAUGAAGAAUAUCACAGUGGAUCACAACAUGCAGCCUUCCACACCAGCCUUCUUCUGAAUUUUUGCUACUGUAUGGUAGAAUCAGCAACUAGAUGUCCAGAAGGCUAACCAUGGCAUGAACUUCAUCAAUACUUUGAGAGAACCUCAGAUUUUCCUCAGUAUCAUCUUGAAUACUAUCCAACCUAAUGGGCCAAUCAUCCAGCGCUACCUGUACAUCAAUAAUCACUUUAUCUUGUCUAUCCAUUUGGUUUUCUUGAUGAUUUAUCAUUCUCCUGUGCAAUAUGAGAUGAUGCCUUUGCUGUUGUCGCUCAGGUGAUUGUCUGCCCCCAACAUCUUCCUACAGUAUAUCACUGCUGCUGUCCAAUACGAGUGCCUGCUUACAGGUAGUCCUCAUUUAACAACCAUACAUUUAGUGAUGGUUCAGACUUACUGUGCUGGAAAAACCAACUUACGACCAGUCCUCACACUUACGACUGUCACAGCAGUCACAUGACCACAAUUUGGGCACUUGGCAACCAGUUCACAUUUAUGACUGUUGCAGCUUUCUGUGGUCACGUGAUCGCCAUUUUCAACCUUCCCAGCCGGCUUCUGGCAAGCAAAAUCAAUGGGGAAAUGUGAUUCACUUAAUGACCAUGUGGUUUGCUUAACACCCGCAAUGAUUCACUUAAUGGUUGCUGCAAAAAGGUCAUGAAAUUGGGUCAGAUUCACUUAAUGACUGCUUCACUUAGCAACCAAAAUUCUGGUCCCGGUUGUGGUCGUUAAGUGACUACCUGUCAUUAAGUGACUACCUGUACUUAACUGGACAGCUGGGAUGAUCUUCACACCUUGGGUGACCCUGCUGGGAAUAUAUACUCUUGACAUCCACUCCCACUGUCCUUCACUCAUCCCGCCCACCCCCAAUCUGCCACAGUGAAGCAACAUAGCAGAACUUGGGGAUGCUGUGAAAUGCCAUGUUUUUUGAUACAGAAAUGUCUCUGUCCCUGUCUUUCUCUCUUCCCUGGCAGACAUGCUGAAUCACAGGUAGAUCCUGAAAUAUGCUUGGUUUCGUUUCUAGUUUCUUGGUACUAUUUGUCCCAAGAAGAUUGUCCUGUCCAGAGGCCAAAGUCCUAAAUGGAAAUAAUCUGACCACAUAGGCCAUUUCUAUUACACACAGAGCCAAAUGAAAUAGAUGUCAGAGUAUACAUAUUGGUAACAGAUCUGAUAGUAAUAUAAAUCUGUCCACACAGACUGAUUGAUUAGAAAGAUCAGAAUUUUGAUAUCAUGCGUCAAGAUGCCUUGGGUGGAAAUGUUCAACACGCAGAACUCAGCCAGUGUUGAAAAAACUAAGCUGCUUCAGGAGGGACAGACCAGCCUCCUCCUCCAAAUGUUGACACCAAGUUCUAAUGUAACUGUAUGGAAAUAUUAUUAAAUGCAUGGAUAAUAUUUAAUUGCUUUACUGUAAUUUUAAUUUAAUUAAAUUUCCAGUUAAAUCAA
This is a messenger RNA of Candoia aspera, 4304 nucleotides long. Its product is annotated as von Willebrand factor A domain-containing protein 7-like. The transcript is spliced from 18 exons. The record is from RefSeq and is a predicted model, not a curated record. Bases 97 to 2889 code for a protein of 930 amino acids. NCBI's taxonomy places the organism in Eukaryota, Metazoa, Chordata, Lepidosauria, Squamata, Candoiidae.